AUGAGUUGGUCGUCCAAAUGGUCGUCAUUGUGGGUUCUGAUUCUCGUCCUCCUCAAAUGUGGAGCAUCCGGGGCUAUGAUGGCGAUCCAGGACCCCGUUUACCCGAGGCUGAUCGUCGCCGCGUCACACACGGCACUUUCUGGCGACCUGGCUGUCAUGAUUCUCGCAAUGUCGACUACCGACAGAUCGACGACAGUUCCGACGAGCACGGAAGACGCCGAUAUUGUCAUGGAAGGAGAUGGCGAAGGAGAUGCGUCAGAAAAGUUCGGAGCCGCGUCACCUGAUCCUCUGGUCAUCAGGGUGCUGCGUUUAGACGGGUUUAUGUCGGAGCUGGUUGGUGAGGUCCCCGUAAAAUGCACCCCUUCUGCUGGGGGCAAUGUAUCCCUGAUGAUACCCUGCGGAUUCUUCUCCCGGGGAGGGACCUAUUCCCUGCAACUGCAGCAGAAGUCGGCGCCACACCAUCCCAAGUUGACCGACAUUGCGGACCUACACGAUCUUCAGAUGAGGACCACCUUGGACGUGAGAUGGCCAACGCCUUCCUUAUCUCUGGAGCCCCAGCACUUCAAGACCUACCCUGAUCAACCAGUUUUGGCCACCCUGGAGUACACGGGAAUCUCUUGUUCGGCCUCACCGGGGGUUCCAAUCACAUCCUACACGCUGCAGCUGAUAUAUUGCGGCGCCAGCGUGCUCUCAUGUGAUCCCAGAAACAAAAGCCACAUACAGAUGCUCUACUCGGAAGAGGUCAAAGGGUUUCCUGCUCAAAGGGUCGUUACACUGCGGUGCGAAUUUUUCGGAAUGGCUGGCCACUAUGCUCUCAGACUGAAGCCCUCUGAUGCUAAUCCAAGCGCUCCUACGAGCAGUGCUUACAUCAAGGUCGAGUGGUCCAACCAGUUCGUCUUCAACGUGCACGCGAGAUCGGUGUACCCCUGCGACGACGGUACCGGGGGGGUCUCGGUACUCUUCGAGUACCCAUCUUGUCGUCUUCAGGGUGAUCGAGUUCGGGUCUAUGGUCGCCUCAGGGCAGACGUGGCCUCCCUUGCGCCGCCCUCCACCCUGCAUUACGUCGCGGAAUUAAAAGCACCCCCAGGGAAGCACACGCUCACUUUCAGCUGUGACAUCUUCACCGAGAGAUUCGUCGAGUACUGCUUCGUCUACGUCAGCAAGGCCAUCACCGGGGCCAUGUCCGAGGUCAGGGUCGACUGCAUCCCCACCUUCCCGCUUCAAGAAGGGGGUGCCGGUGGGUGGGGACCCUGGAGCCAAUGGACCCCAUGCAGCACCUCCUGCGUCGGCGGUACCAGGAAUCGUUACAGGUUUUGCGAUACCCCACCGCCGCGAUAUGGCGCGAAAUUCUGCCAGGGAAAAGCGGUCGAAACGGAAUCCUGCGGCGGAGCCAGUCAGCUGGAUCUUCACGGGGCUUGGAACCCUGGAGAUUGGGAAUGUCGGCACGGCAAAGGAUUGGCCGCGGAAAGACCGGAAGUAAACGCGGAAGUUGGAACGAGAUGUCGGUGCGGGUGUGUCGUCAAUUUGGGAGAAGAUAAUCCGAGGAAAAUCUUGGCUGCCAGCACCCAGGCGUGCCCUGGACGCUCCUUCUGGCUUCUUCAGGCUGAGCCGCAAUACGCGGUGAGACUUCAUCUGGACCAGGCUAGGUUUCCUUGUCCGGGACAAUAUGUCCGCGUUAGAGAUGGUGAUUCCCUCAGCGCCGAACUCCUGGCAGAUGUAGCCUUCGACAAAAACGCUCCAGAAACUGGCACGGUUAUAUCCUCGGAACGGAGUUUGUUAUUGGAGUUCUUCAGCGACGAGAUGGAGGCUGUUGGAGAGUCCUGCGUGGGAGGCUUUUUGGCUCACAUCACGAUGUACCCCAAGCCACUUUUGGAGAACGACACCGCGAUCCCGCUGGUGACUCUUAACACGAGAGUCGUGAGUGCUGCUGGGAGAUGGGCCUUGUGGUUGACUCCUGCUCAUCUGGUCGCAGCCUCGCUCCUGAUUCUCAUGUUUCUGGUCUCCGUGUUUCUGGCCUUGCAGUACGCCCUGAAAUACAGGAAGUAUCAGAUCGCAGAAGACCUCGACAGUCUGACGGAUAACUCAGCAUGCAGCGGCUCGAUGCAGGGCCUGGCGAGACGGGCAAGGGCCAUGUCCUCGACGACUUUAAUUUCCGAAGUCGUUUCUCUCGUUCGACUACCGAGAAGGGGAUCUUCCAAGCACGCAAGGCUGGAGGAAACUCCUGGCGACGUUGAAGACGGCUACGAGAGCACGGAAACUCAAGUCGAGUAAGUAUCCCCCCGUAAAUGCGAGGAAGAGCACAGCUUAGAAGCGGGCACCCUGAAGCCGAAGGAGCCCGACGAGAACUCCCUGAAGACGAUCACCCCCAGUGUCAUGAGCACCCCGUCGAGGCGUUCUUCCUCAUCUACGAGCACUUUGGCACCUGGACAACCCGAGGUCAAGUACGCCCGUCCAGUUAAGUUGCGCACAGUCGGGCCAAUAAGCCCGGUUUCAGAAGAGGCAUCAAUUUCCGAAGGCAGCAGACCUUACAGCGGUACCAGUGCUUCGACCAGCCUGAAUAACGUAAGAGUCCCUCACCCAAAACCAUCUACCCUUCUGCAGGCCAAGGGAUUUUCUCCAGCAAGCACUUCGUCCAACGUCUCCUCCUUGCGCUGUGGGAAGGACUCGAAGGAGCGUCGAAAUCGAGAACGUCUCCUUCAAGGACCAGGAUCUGAAUUCAGUCUGGCCAAUCCAGACAUGGAUCUAGAGUUAGACUACUACGAUUACAACGUGGUGAAUGCCGGAGCAGCCCCAGGAUCGUACCUCGGCAUGGAUCCUGCAUUCCUGGUCUGGAUACCGCCCUUGGCACCAGGAGAAGCCGAGAUUCUGGAAUCCAUCGAGGAGGACCAUCACUACGAGGAGAUCCCCGAUCGGAGGACCGAAUUGGGAUCGAAGGUGGCUUUGGAUACGGAAGGUGCGGCACUGACGCCUUCGGAGUACAAACGAGCGAGGUCUAGGAUGGACGAAGAGAGAAUCGGCCAGGAAGGAGGUCAGCGAGGAUCAAGGAUCAACGAAAUUCGGCCCAAACGACUGGACCCUGGUGAAAGUAGACUCCACGACGAGAUAAUCUCGGAGUACAGGGCGAGAUUGAGCGAAGGAAUGCUACCGAUUCACAGGAUCCUCGAGGACUCCAGGGUCAGGGUCAGCGAGGAGUCUCUCUCCAGACACGCCCAGGACGACGUUGUCCCGCUUCAAAGUGACGUUAUCCCGAAUAGAUUGUUAGAUGACAUCGAGAAACCCGAUUCUGUACAGAAGGGCGAAACGAAGUUCACUCCCAGGGCGACCAGGAACCGCAUUAUCGCGGAGCAGGAGAGGUCCAGGACUCCGAGUCUAACCAGGAGUCGGGUCCAGGACGACCACGCAAGGCCACGAAUCGAAUCGCCGAAUAAUUCGAGAAUAGUUGAUGGCUUGGAUAGCGAACUGAAGGGAUCGGCAGGGGCCUCCAAAGCGCGGUUUCCCGAGGGAAGGAUCGAACAGGUGGAGAGGACCACGUCCCCGGCGCAUAUUAGGAGUCUUUUGCAGGAGAACCUUGAGCGAAAUUCAAGGAAUUCCCAGGCUAAUCCCUCUUCCCUUCGGAUAGGUGACGAUGCCCAGAGAAAUCGCGGGGAUGAGGUCGAGGGCGGGAAAGUUUCACAGGUCCAACACAGAAGGAAAAGCAUUUUCGAGGGAUCGAAGUUGCAGAAGGGUGACGCUCCUGGUCGAGAUCCUUCCCAGGAUGGAGAACCCAAGGAAGAACCCGCUACGAUCUCCAAGCCGAAACCUUUGAACCUGCUGCGGAGGCAAGAGGAUGCCGCAGAUUUAAAUGCUACGAGCGGAAGCAAGAUCGGCGGCACCGUGAAUAUCCCAUUGAAGGAGUUCUCUCGAAACAGACUGGACUCUCCUGUUAGAGUCCACAAGUCGAAGGAGUACAAAAAGGACGUCGCUGAAAAGGAGGUUCUGAGUCCGGAUUACGGCGUGGAGGUUGAUAUAAAGGACGAGGCCAGGGAUUCUUUCUACGACUUGAUAGGGGAGGGCCGCGACGGUCUCAAGUUUGCCGACGAGGAUGACGACUACAUUGAUAAUAAGAUCACGGUUUGAGAGUUUAUUUUCAGUGCGCUCGUCAAAUUGGAGUACGAUCAUGAUCGGUGUCUACGAAACGCGCAGCUCAACUUGGACAUAGACUGAGCUGUCGGAUAAAUGGUAUCACGCUGUUGGAGUACUCGAUUUGUCACCGUUCGUAUCGACUCGUAAUGCGAGAUCAUGUAGCAACGUGACGACGAUCAUCGGAGCAGCUGAAAAAAAAAAACGAAGAACAGGCCGUAUUCCUCGUUAUUUUAGGCGCAACGUGGACCUUGGUAACCCACGCGAUACCUCGUUGGGGUGAUAGUAGAAAUUAUGCCGAUCGAUGUAUUCCGUGGACCUCUCGUUCGGGCAUUUUUGGUGCAAUGUAACGUGUAAAGAAUCUUGUACCUAAGGAACACCUAGUCGUAAUUUAGUUAAAUCGAAUCGACCGAUACGCCGACAGCAGUAUACUUGAUAGAUGCGUCAUAUCAUACUCUCGUAUAGAUUAAAGAACGUACAUCGCGAGGACCUGGAUUUAUGACAGCCAAAAUGCGGAUUAUCAGACCACUGCAAAUGUUUCCCGGUGAUCGUGGCAAGAAGAGGAAACGCAUGAUUCAUUAAUGAUAUUACAUUCGUUUCCAAGGAAUCUUCAUUCCGGAACCGGUGAACAAUUCUUUUCCUUGAACCGUUUUAUAUUUACAUCUGUAAAUAUGCUUAUCGAUAGAAUUGCAUCGAUAAUAACGACGGAAGGAAAUAGGAAAUCCAGGUUCCUCGCCCUAAAGAAACUCAAGUUACAGUCACUCUGUCAAGCAAUGUAUCUUCUGCGAACGAUCGCUCGCGAUUUUGUUGAAUUGAGAAAAAAAAUAAACUGUAUAGCCUGACAUGAACGUAACAGCGCGACGGGCUGUACAUUAUUUUUUAUUAUUAUUUUUUCUUUUUUCGAUGUCUAGAAAUUAUUCCGCCAGUUACAGUAUUACCAGUUUACGCACCUCUUACCGUAUAACAGCCUACGUUAGUUCUUGGAUCCAUUCGAGGAUUGUGAAAGAA
Molecule: messenger RNA, 5127 nt
Organism: Orussus abietinus
Lineage: Eukaryota; Metazoa; Arthropoda; Insecta; Hymenoptera; Orussidae
Gene: gogo
Exons: 14
Cellular component (GO): cell periphery
Source: RefSeq, a predicted model, not a curated record